Molecule: messenger RNA, 1324 nt
Organism: Nicotiana attenuata
Lineage: Eukaryota; Viridiplantae; Streptophyta; Magnoliopsida; Solanales; Solanaceae
Product: uricase-2 isozyme 1
Exons: 8
Coding region: 89-1012 (307 amino acids)
Biological process (GO): urate catabolic process; purine nucleobase catabolic process
Cellular component (GO): peroxisome
Molecular function (GO): urate oxidase activity
Source: RefSeq, a predicted model, not a curated record
ACGCAUACAUACAGCGCACAGAGCCGUGAGUAGGAAGCUGAGCAUUUUUGAAAAGUGACAAAAAGAGAAACAAAUAGAUCGAUCGAAAAUGGCGGAAUUGAGUGGACUGAAACUGGAGCAGAGGCAUGGAAAAUCCAGAGUGAGAGUAGCCAGGGUUUGGAAAAGUCACGAUGGGAAGCAUCACUUUGCUGAAUGGAGUGUUAACAUUAGCCUCCUCUCCGAUUGUUUACCUGCCUAUGUCGCCGGUGAUAAUUCCGAUAUCGUCGCCACCGAUACCAUGAAGAACACUGUGUAUGCCAAAGCUAAGGAAUGUUCAGAGCAACUCUCAGCUGAAGAUUUUGCCAUUAUACUUGCAAAGCACUUCACCUCCUUUUAUCAGCAGGUCACUGCUGCAAUUGUCAAUAUAGUUGAAAAGCCAUGGGAACGCGUUAGCAUAAAGGGCCAACAACAUGAACACGGUUUUAAGCUUGGCUCUGAAAAACACACUACCGAAGUAAUGGUCGAUAAAUCGGGAACAUUGCGCAUGACAUCUGGUAUCGAGGGAUUAUCAGUUCUAAAGACAACUAAGUCAGGUUUUGAAGGAUUCAUUAGGGACAAGUACACUAUGUUGCCUGAAACACGGGAAAGAAUGAUGGCUACAGAGGUCACUGCAUCUUGGAGGUACUCUUUUGAAUCUCUCUCAAGUCUUCCCUUGAAGCCUCUGUAUUUCACAGAGAGAUACAUGGAUGUGAAGGAGGUCUUGCUUAACACAUUCUUCGGCCCAUCUAAGGGAGGAGUAUACAGCCCUUCUGUUCAAGCCACACUUUAUGAAAUGGCAAAGGCUGUUCUUGGAAGGUUUCCGGACAUUUCAUUCAUUCAGUUGAAGAUGCCAAAUCUGCAUUUUCUGCCAGUCAAUUUGUCAAGCAAAGAUAAUCCAGUUAUUGUUAAAUUUGAUAAUGAUGUUUAUUUGCCGACGGAUGAACCGCAUGGAACCAUUCAGGCGACUCUUAAUCGUAUUCGGUCAAAGAUGUGAAAUACUGCUGAUCAAAAGUGCCCAUGAUGCUCAUUUCUUACAUUUAAGUUGUUACACCUCAAAGCAACUAAAGGGAACCUGGAAAGAAGCAACAAUGUUACAUGGUUCUGAUUCUUCUAAUCUGCUGUACACAUGUAAAAUAUGGGUGUGUAAUUUUCUGAAUCUUCGUGUAAAAUAAAUAAGUGAUAAUUGUUUCUCAAGUUGUUGGACGUCAUGAUUUAUCCUUAUGAUGUAAUUGGUAAUUUGGCUAAAAGAAAAGCCUCCCCACCUGGAUAUAGAUAACUAUUUAAUAUAAUUCGACCUCUUGUUUAA